Messenger RNA from Amborella trichopoda, 1760 nucleotides. RefSeq names its product lipid-binding serum glycoprotein family protein. Lineage: Eukaryota; Viridiplantae; Streptophyta; Magnoliopsida; Amborellales; Amborellaceae. The record is from RefSeq and is a predicted model, not a curated record. Gene Ontology annotation, molecular function: lipid binding.
CAAAAUAAAUAAUCACCUCUCUCUCUCUCAUAAGCUGACCAUCCUGGAGUGCAGCACGCUGCAACUCAAACCUAACUGCUCUAUACCAGCUUUAAUUAACCCAUUCUCAAUCAUCCCCUCUCUCUCUUUCAUGGCCACCACUCUUCUCUUCUUUCUCCUCUCUCUCCUUUCCCUUCCCCCCACUUUCUCUCUCCAACUUGAUACCCAUGGCUCCAUCUCUGUUCUCAUCUCUGAAAAGGGCCUGGUUUUUGUCAAGGAUUUGUUGGUUCAGCAAGCCCUUCUCUCUCUAACCCCACUUCAUGUACCUAGUAUCAAGAAAUCAAUCAACAUUCCAUUUAUUGGUGGCAUUGAGGCCACUCUUUCCAAUAUCACUCUUUUGGAAAUCAAUGUUUCCUCGACUUAUAUUCGGCCCGGCGAUACAGGGGUCGUGAUUGUGGCUUCUGGUGCCAUGGCUCAUAUUAGUAUGGAUUGGAAGUAUUCUUAUAGCAGUUGGCUCAUUCCAGUUGAUAUCUCAGAUGGUGGGGGUGCCUCUGUUCAGGUUGACGGCUUGGAAGUGGGACUUACUUUGAAAAUAGUGAAUCAUGGAGGAUCUCUAAAUCUGAUCAUCAUGGAAUGUGGUUGUUCAUUGAAAGACAUCUCCAUUACCUUGGAUGGUGGAGCAUCUUGGUUUUACCAAGGGAUUGUCAAUGCAUUUGAAGAGCAGAUAAUUUCUGCAGUAGAAACUGCAGUGACAAAGAAGAUCAAACAAGGGAUUAGAAAACUUGAUUUAUUUUUGGAAAACUUACCGAAAAAAAUUCCGGUGGAUGAUAUUUCCACUUUAAAUGUUACUUUUGUGAGUGACCCAUUGAUGGGCCAAUCCUCUAUCAGUUUUGAAAUCAAUGGUUUGUUCAUGGCCACAGACAAAUUGGCACCUUCCAACUACCAUUUUAGGCAUUCACAAAACAAAGUUUCCUGCAGCAGUGCAUCAAAAAUGCUAGGGAUUUCUCUCAAUGAAGCUGUAUUUAACUCUGCGUCAGCUACAUACUUCAGUGCCGGCUUUAUGAGUUGGAUUGUGGACAAGAUAGAUCAGUCUCUUUUGAACACUGCUGGUUGGAGAUUUAUUAUUCCUCAACUAUACAAGAAGUAUCCAAAUGCUGAUAUGAAUCUGAACAUAUCAUUAUCUUCACCACCAUAUUUAAGCAUUACACGUGAUGGCAUCACUACUACUGUUUUCGCCGACAUGACCAUUGAUGUUUUGAACUCUAAUGAGAUAACUCCAGUGGCUUGCAUAUCGAUGGUAGUAAGUUGUUCCGGCUCUGUUGAGAUCUUAAAAAACAACCUAACUGGUCAAGCUGGGUAUGGUGACUUUAGACUCCAGUUAAAGUGGAGCAAAGUUGGAAACUUCCAUAUGUAUCUGAUUCAGGCAGCUGUACGGGUCCUUUUGGCAGAUGUGUUUGUUCCAUAUGUUAACUCAAGGCUCAGAAAUGGCUUCCCAUUGCCUAUAAUUCAUGGGUUUACUCUCUCAAAUGCUGAUAUUAUCUAUGCCGACUCCCGUGUAGUGGUAUGUACAGAUGUAGAACACACUGAUGCUUUCUAGGAGCUUGUAAUGUAACAUGUAUACUAGUCGGUAUUGGAAAAUGCUUUUGCAUUUGUAUUAAGUACAGUGGAGACCCAGUGGCAAGGAGCUUCACUGGGUUCGCCUUGUAAAAAAAUGGACAAAAGACCUUUUGUAUAGUGUAAAUGUAAUUUCAAUAACGUUUCAUGUUACUUCGCCAAAAAAA